Messenger RNA from Fusarium verticillioides 7600, 1799 nucleotides. RefSeq lists its product as hypothetical. Gene Ontology annotation, molecular function: transmembrane transporter activity. Lineage: Eukaryota; Fungi; Ascomycota; Sordariomycetes; Hypocreales; Nectriaceae. The coding region runs from base 249 to 1799 and encodes 516 amino acids. The transcript has 6 exons. The record is from RefSeq and is a predicted model, not a curated record. Gene Ontology annotation, biological process: transmembrane transport.
CUCUUCUACUACUUUGUAACUGUGACUGUGAGCCGAAACCUCUUCUUCUUGUUUUUCCUCCCUUAUUGUUUGGUGCAAGAGUUGAGAUAUUGAUGAGUUGAUCGUGUGUAUCGUAUAUCCAGAUUAAUCAUCCUUCGUGUCACCAUCUCGUUAUACAUGAUACUCGUUGGUCUUUGUUAGAAACAAGAAAAUUUACUACGUCGAACCUCUCCUCUCCACUGUUACUCUUUGCGCAAUCGUUCCUCGCGAUGACGACCAAGGACGGUCCAAAGCUGCCCAAGCAGCAACUGGCGAUUCUGGCCAUGGCCAGAAUUGCCGAACCCAUGGCCUACAGCUCAGUCUUCCCAUAUCUGCCCAGCAUGGUCAGCAGCUUUGGUGUUCCUACCAACAAGGUUGGAAGUUGGGUAGGACUCACAUCUGGUGUCUUCUCUAUAGCACAAAGUACCACUGCUGUGGCUUGGGGAAAGGCCUCCGAUAUCUACGGCCGGAAGCCGAUCAUCAUCUUUGGCCUUAUGAGUUCCAUGAUCUGUUUCAUAGUAUGGGGCAUGUCUACGAAUUUACCUAUGGCCAUCAUUGUCCGAGCCAUUAUGGGAGGUGGAAACGGAAAUGUCGGUAUCAUCAGAACAGUGGUUGCUGAGCUGGUCCCUGAGAGGGAACUUCAACCAAGGGCAUUCUCCAUCAUGCCUAUUGUUUGGAGCCUGGGUUCUAUCAUCGGACCCAGUUUCGGAGGUCUCUUUGCUGAACCUGCAGAACAAUAUCCCGAAAUCUUUGGCCAUAUCGAGUUCUUCAAGCGCUUCCCCUUUGCCCUACCAAAUCUGAUUCUCAUGGUUUUCUUUCUAUUCUCAGCUACCAUUGCAGCCUUGUUUCUCCAUGAAACACUUCCUAGCAAGCGAGGACACCGAGAUUGGGGCCUCCUGGUAGGCGAGCGUAUCACUCGCUCUUUCAAGACCACUCGUCCAACACCUUCUACCCGUCGAGCUUCGUUUGUAGAUGGCGAAGCCACGUCACCGCUUUCUCCUAACAGACUUGUCUUUCUCAGACACCCUGUUGAAGAGCAUACUCCUGAGAAUACUUCAUUUCCCUUCUAUUUUUCAGGGGGGUUUGGCAUGAAACACAGUGAGGUUGGCACCAUAUACACCAUAUAUGGCGUCGUAUGUUGCGCUGUUCAGUUCCUGAUCUACCCUUCGAUUGUUGCUCGCUUCGGUGUUUUGCGUUGCUUUAGGGUCUGCUGUCUUCUCAUGCCACUUGCUUACUUCCUCACCCCUUACUGUGUUCUAUUCCCGACACACAAGGGCCGCAUGGCCGCUCUCAUGGGCGUUAUGUUUAUCAAGGCUGCUGGAAUCAUUGUCGCAUUUCCAUCUGUCACUAUUCUUCUGACAAACUCCUGCACUUCUCUCCGUGUACUUGGUACGCUCAAUGGCUACGCCACAACCUUCAGUGGCCUAGGUCGUGCACUUGGUCCAGCUUCGACAGGUGCUCUUUUCACCUGGGGUGCCGAUCAUGGCUACGUGGUAACUGCAUGGUUCUUCCUCAUGUUUAUUGCUAUCUUAGGCGCUAUCCCGGCUUACCUCGUUGAAGAAGGAGAGGGCCCUUCCGCUUCCGCUUUGAGCUCAGCAGAGAAUAGUGACACGGAAAACGACCAGGCAUCGUCUUCAUCGAGUACGAUAUUGUUGCCUGAAGAUUCCGCGAUUACGUCUGAUUCUGAUUUUGAUUCUGAUUCUGAAGAGGAGCUGCUUUUGACCAAGACUAAGUCGAGGUCUGUAGAACAAAGCUACGGAACUAUGACUGGACGAAAGUGA